AUGAAUUCCAACAAAGCCUUGAUCUUCAAAAAGAUCCCUCGAGGCCUUCCUGUACCCGGCGAAGACUUGACUAUCGAGCAAGUCACUGAUACAACCAAUGACGCGCCUCCUCCAAAUGGGAUCCUUGUCAAGUCCCUUUAUGCUAGUUUCGAUCCAUAUAUGCGUGGUCGUAUGCGCCCAAUUGAACACGAAUCUUACUCUCCGCCCUUUCACCUCAAUAAAGCUAUUGACAGUUUUGGCAUUGGCAAGGUCUUGAAGUCGAGGAAUGAUUUCUACAGAGAAGGCCAGAUUGUUAUUGGUGAACUUCCAGUUCAAGAAUAUUCAAUGCUAGAUGAGAACUCUAUUACUAGAAUUCGUUUCCUUGAAAAUUCGCAUGGAUUGGAGGAUAUCCGCGUGUUCCUUGGUGCCUUGGGAAUGCCUGGGCUGACUGCAUACUCUUCCUUCUAUGAGAUUGGAAGACCGAAGAAGGAUGAUGUGAUUUUCAUUUCCGCUGCAAGUGGUGCUGUCGGACAAAUCGUCGGGCAGCUGGCAAAACGGGAAGGGCUGAAAGUUAUCGGAAGUGUGGGCUCCGACGACAAGCUCACUUAUAUUUUGAACGAAUUGGGUUUUGACGCCGGGUUCAACUACAAGAAGGAAGAGCCCAAGAAAGCCCUUGCACGUCUUGCACCUCAGGGACUAGACAUUUACUAUGACAAUGUUGGCGGUGAACACCUCGAGGCCGCCCUGGAUUUUAUGAAUCCGUUUGGUCGCAUUGUCGCUUGUGGCAUGAUCUCUGAUUUUAGUGGUGCUCCUCACCCGAUCAAGAAUCUCCACAACCUCAUAACCAAGCGCCUCAGCAUGCGAGGAUUUAUUGUAUCUGAUCCAGGAUUCGCCGAUGCCUAUCUCUUGGAGCACCAGAAGAAUAUGCAGAAGUGGAUUAAGGAAGGCUCUAUCAAAAGCCUAAUUCACGAAACUGUGGGUAUUGGGAACGCUGCAAAAGGACUGGUCGGAAUUUUCGAAGGAAAAAACAUGGGGAAGGCUAUUCUUAGAUUCUGA
Messenger RNA from Penicillium macrosclerotiorum, 1035 nucleotides. Its product is annotated as MDR family NADP-dependent oxidoreductase. The record is from RefSeq and is a predicted model, not a curated record. NCBI's taxonomy places the organism in Eukaryota, Fungi, Ascomycota, Eurotiomycetes, Eurotiales, Aspergillaceae. The coding region runs from base 1 to 1035 and encodes 344 amino acids. Gene Ontology annotation, molecular function: oxidoreductase activity, acting on the CH-CH group of donors, NAD or NADP as acceptor. The transcript has a single exon.